This is a messenger RNA of Medioppia subpectinata, 612 nucleotides long. The record is from the annotation of a GenBank genome assembly. Lineage: Eukaryota; Metazoa; Arthropoda; Arachnida; Sarcoptiformes; Oppiidae.
AUGGUUAAUGUAACAAUUAUUGUUUUACUGGGCGCAUUAACCGUAUUGAACGCCACUCCCAUCGAUAAGCCUGAGUCGAGAUUUUGCGGCGGUUAUGGUUACGGUGGUUAUCCCUACGGAUACCCGUAUUACCCUCGACCCCAACCCGUUCCUCGACCCGUUCCCCAACCCUUUCCGCAACCCAUGCCCGCACCGGCUCCGGCACCAGCUCCUGGACCCAUCACGUGGCCCAUUACGGUAAUUGGCGGUAAUAACGGUACCACACCCACCAACGGCACCGCACCUACCAAUGCCGUUUUACACGCAAUUCCCGUCGAUAAGCCUGAGUCCAAAUUUUUAUUCGGGUUUGGUUUCGGGGGUUUCAAUCCAUUCCCGUUUUUUGGAUACCCGUAUUUCCCGCAAACAACCCCCGAACUCGUUUCGUGGCCAAUCAAUAUGAUGGGUCCUAAUGGCACUGUACUGGCCAACAGUACCGCACCUAUCAAUGCCACGGCACCGGCGGUACCAACUAAUCCCAUACCAUCAGCGUUGAAAAUUGAGCCAGCUAGCUUGGUUGUGCCUUGGACAAAUGGUGAUGAUAAUACUGAUACUGAUUAUACUAUUGUUAAUUGA